AUGUCAUCCAACAACUCCCGAUUAACACCGGAUAGAACUUCCGUUUCCAGCUCUACCAAUAAUGCAUCACACAACCUGUCGGGUAAAAGACGUUCGUUAAAUACAAUUGAGUCAAGUGUGACCAGACUCCUUGUAUCAACCAAACACUUACUUGAGAGUUUAACACAGUGGGCACGCAAAGAAGCAGAUGAUAAGUUUGUAUCAGAUGCAUAUGUGAAAUUGGGUAACGAUUUCAGAGCAGCAAUUAGAGCGUUUAGCAAUAAUGGCAUCGAUAUUUCAGAUAUAGGGAAUGUGCCACAAGCAUUGAGAAUUAUUUUGGAAGCGGCAUUGAGUGAAGCACCCUCGCAAGAAAACUUGGACAGGUUCUUACCGAGCAUUAGGAAUAUAAUUGUGACAUUGUUACAAACUUUGAAAACCAAACAAGCAAAGGCAAAAGCAAUCUCCCAAGAAAAAUCUACUAGGGAGGAAUUACCAACCGAGAACCAAAGACCUUCAUCACUUGGUGUUGAAGGACAGCAACAGAGAACAACAGACAAGGAUUCCAGCGUUGAGAGAAGUGACGCUUUGUCCCAGUUACAAAAGGGUGACGUUCUUCAGCGUCGUGCGUCUAAACGGUUUAGUGCUUACCAAUAUGCAAAGCUAACGAACUUCAACAACCCAACCACUAGUGUGCCUAAGAUAAAACCAGUGGAAUCACCAGAAGUUCGGCACUCAAAGAUUAUGGAGACAGAAGAGCCAAAUGUUUCAUCGAGCAAAAGGGAAGAGUCAAUUCAAGAGGAUGGAGACACAGAAGAGUAUGUUUUGCUUAGAAUUAAUGCCAAAACCAAGAAAGCUAAUGUAAGCUUACCAGUAACUUUUGCUUCAUUAAGACUAUUGUUUGUGGAAAAAUUUGCAUAUUCUCCAGGGGCAGGUAAUUUCCCCGAUAUUUAUAUUCAGGACCCACGCAGUGGUGUUCUGUAUGAACUUGAAGAGCAUUUACUUCCAGAUGUCAAAUCAGGUACCCUUCUUUGUUUAAAUGAAACAGAUGACCAAAAUAAAAGUAUAAAUGAAUUGAAUUUACGGUUGGAUGACUUGACUAAAAAAAUUGACACAAUGGGGAGCACCAUAAUAGCACAAGUUAAGGAUUCAGUGGCCUCUGUUGAAAUCCCAGUGCCCACUGUUGCUGCUCCUACUGUUGCUACCAAAAGUGGAAAUGCACACGAGGAGAAUAAGAUAGGACGCAAGGAUAUCACCAACAUAGAAAGAGAAUUUCGUGCCAUAAAACAGUUGCACAACUCGUCAUCUGAAAGCUUCAAGGAAACUAUUUCGAAUAUUACCGAACAGCUUAGAAAAUUCCAAGAAAUCGGGCUUGAGGUAUCUCAGAAUUCCAACAGAGCAUAUAUGGAAUCGUGUAAUUCAAAGUUGUCUGAUGACUCUGAUCUGUUGAUCACAAAGGUUGAUGAUUUGCAAGAUAUAAUGGAAGAGAUGAGAAAGGAUGUGGCACAAAGAGGCGUCCGUGUUAGUGACAAGCAGUUGAAACACAUUCUUAAAGAUAUCAACUUAGCCAAGAAAUCUCUUCAUGACAUGACAUUAUAUAUCUCGAAAGAAAGACCGGUAUGGAAGAAGAUUUGGGAAGCGGAAUUGGACAAAGUGUGUGAAGAACAACAAUUUUUGAACUUGCAGGAUGACUUGAUCCAAGAUUUACAAGAUGAUAUUAAAAAGAUUGAAGAAACAUACAAUCUUAUUGAACAAUGUUCGAUUGAACAGAUAAAAGGCGCAUCGAGCAAGAGGAAUAAAAUUGUUGCUAACUUGUAUAUUCCAGAACCAGGUGAAAGCUUGCAUGAUUUGAAGGAUGCAGUGUUAAAUGACAUUGCUGGGCUCACGCCAAACCAUGAAAGUCGACUUGAAGCCAUCGAACGAGCCGAAAAACUAAGAGAGAAGGAACGAGAUAUGAUGAAACUUACCAAGUUUCAAGAAGAGUUAGGUGAUUUUGUAGAGGAUAGAAAAUUGAAGAAAUCAGGGGGCAUUGAAGAGUUGGAGAAACAGCGACAAUUGAAAGAUAUCGAGAAUUUAAAGAGUUCAUUUGGGGGUAUAUGA
Messenger RNA from Candida dubliniensis CD36, 2076 nucleotides. It is a transcript of the gene BUD6, whose product is annotated as Bud6p. The coding region runs from base 1 to 2076 and encodes 691 amino acids. The transcript has a single exon. Lineage: Eukaryota; Fungi; Ascomycota; Pichiomycetes; Serinales; Debaryomycetaceae. Gene Ontology annotation, molecular function: cytoskeletal regulatory protein binding. The record is from RefSeq and is a predicted model, not a curated record. Gene Ontology annotation, biological process: establishment of cell polarity. Gene Ontology annotation, cellular component: cytoplasm; cell tip.